Tribolium madens (black flour beetle) is the source of this 816-nucleotide messenger RNA. RefSeq lists its product as uncharacterized. Gene Ontology annotation, molecular function: protein binding. The transcript is spliced from 2 exons. The coding region runs from base 364 to 816 and encodes 150 amino acids. The record is from RefSeq and is a predicted model, not a curated record. Lineage: Eukaryota; Metazoa; Arthropoda; Insecta; Coleoptera; Tenebrionidae.
AUAACUUAUUAAAUAUGUUUUUUGAGAUACAGAAAUUAAUUAAUUCUUACUUUGUAUUAAGUGAAAAGACGUUCGUAUUUUAAGAACAUGCUAUUUUUAAAUGCAAGAAAAUCGUCUUUGAUAACAAAGCUUAAAUUUACUGAAAAUAUUUGCCUUCAUUUCCACCUCAGACUGUGUUUCUCCCCUACCGCACCAUCACAAUUCUUACAAAACAAAACUUAAACCACUGAAAAUUUUCGCCCCCACUCUCUAUCACCCCCACCGCAACACCACAAUUUUUCCGCUUUCUAAAAAGGGUGGGGCACACUGUAUUUAAACAGCAGCCACUGGUGCCCAAAUUCAGUUUAUUCCAAGCUUUCCAAGAUGUUUCAAGUGUUUCCUUUUCUCGUCGCUGCGAAUUUAGCCCUGCCGAAGCUUCGUCUGCCCGUCGAGAUGUGGUCUACCAUUUUUCGGUUUUUGGACCCUUCAUCUCUUCUGAACGUGGUUCGAACAGAUGGCUUGUGGAGCAAAAUCAGUCAAGGAGAUCCAAUUUUGCGAAGGACAGUUCUAGAAGAAUUGAAUGCCGAACGUGAAAGACAACGACAAGAAAUUUUGAAUCCCGGUUUGCUGAUGACGAUUGAACGGAAAGGACCAACGAAAAUGUUUAAUGUUAAUGGUACAAAAACGGUUCGUUUCAGGGCUCCAACCGUAAUCCAACCACCGCCCAUUGAAUUUUUGCGACCUGUUGCAGAGAAAAACAAGCAACGACACAAUGGAGGACCAUCACGAAGCGAGAAAAAGGUUCAGGCUUACCCUCGAAAAUUGUUAAGACUGUAG